Chelonoidis abingdonii (Abingdon island giant tortoise) is the source of this 979-nucleotide messenger RNA. Lineage: Eukaryota; Metazoa; Chordata; Testudines; Testudinidae. The record is from RefSeq and is a predicted model, not a curated record.
AUGGUUGAUGGUUGUCCACUGUCUUCAGCAGAGCAAGAAACCUGGCAGUUCGAUAGUAGGGUCAUAUAUGAGGUGUUUGUUGUUUACAUCAGAGACUGCCCAUUGCACCUACCAGGUGUCUUCUGGGUUGAAGCUGGACAACAGAAGAGCUUCUCCAGCUGUCCAGAAUGGUUGGCAGGACUUAAGGCAAGUGUGAGGCGAGUGAAUGAGGUGGUCAUGGAGCGGGAGCUCCUGCUUUUAUCAGAUCGAAGUAAUGAGCUGAGAUACAUUAAACUGCAUUACCAGUCAGCAGUGGAAGAAUACAAUCUCACGGUAGAGAGAAUUGUUGACAAGAGGAAAAACAAGAAGGGAAAAAUAGAAUAUUUGGUGCGAUGGAAAGGAUAUGAGAGUGAAGAUGACACCUGGGAACCUGAACAGCACCUUGUAAAUUGUGAGGAAUAUAUACAUGAAUUUAAUAGGCGUCACAAUGAAAAGCAAAAAGAAAGCACGUUAACCCGGACAAACAGGACCUCUCCAAAUAAUGCCAGAAAACAAAUUUCUAGAUCUACCAAUAGCUCUUUUUCAAAGACGUCACCUAAAUCUUUAGUGAUUGGCAAAGACCAGGAGUCAAAAAAUAAUCAAUUGUUUACUGCCACCCAGAAGUUCCGGAAAAACAAUUCACCAUCUCUUUCUGGCAGGAAAAAUAUGGACCUUGCAAAAUCAGGUAUUAAAAUCCUUGUUCCCAAAAGUCCUAUUAAAAGCAGGACAGCAGUUGAUGACUUUCAGAAUGAAAGCCCUGAUAAAUUGGACCACAUAGAACAGGAUCAAGAAGACUCUGUAGCACCAGAAGUAGCAGCAGAAAAACCGAUGGGAGCUUUAUUAGGACCUGGUGCAGAGCGUGCUAGGAUGGGGAGCCGGCCAAGAAUACAUCCAUUAGUGCCACAGCUGCCAGUGCCAGUAACAGCCACAAUUGCAUCAGCAUUAACAAUAAAUGGAAAAG